Messenger RNA from Trypanosoma rangeli, 381 nucleotides. RefSeq lists its product as uncharacterized. The coding region runs from base 1 to 381 and encodes 126 amino acids. The transcript has a single exon. NCBI's taxonomy places the organism in Eukaryota, Euglenozoa, Kinetoplastea, Trypanosomatida, Trypanosomatidae. The record is from RefSeq and is a predicted model, not a curated record.
AUGACGUGUCAACAUUGUGGUCAUAUUCACCCACGGGACCACAAUGCCCUUUGCUCUCCAUACCUUCAAAGACAAUGCCGUGGCUGCGGGAAAAGCUACAUUCGGCCAAAUUUGCCCGUGGAUAACCAUCGCGAGUUCUGUCACGCAACUAUUUCGUACAAUGAGUUAAUUCCCUUUAAGUGUCAUUCUUGCAAAUCCAGUGUCCUACAAACAGGCUUUCAUGGUGCUUCUUGUCUGAACUCAAGAUCAGACGCACCAAUUGAUGAUGUUUACGUCUGGAAGUGCAACCGAGAGGUGCCAGGUCUGAAAGGGUCUGUAAAUGCUCAAGGUUGCGGUCAUUGGAAUUAUAGAUUGGUUGAGCCAUUGUUGUUUUUGUGGUGA